GUUAGUAACUUUGUUGCUUCAAAGGGGUUAACGUGUAUUGGUUCUAUGGCGUUGCAAUCCUAUCCCCUGGCACUCGACCUUUCACGAAUUUGAUGCUUCUCGCUUCGUUCAAUUGGUGCAGCCGUUUAGAGUAGCCACCACUAGAUAUAACCGUUGCAUUGCCGGCACAAAGCACAGAGGGUCCUACUCAUUCUAUUGCAGUUGUUCUACGAUGAAGUUCGCCGUGAUCAGUUUCUUUCUUUGUGUCCUUACACUCUCCGUGACCUCCGAGGAACCCGAAUGCACCAUAGGUAAUUGCCAGAAUGCAACAAACGUUGGGUGCUUCAUUGGGGAGGACGAGUGCCGGUGCUUUUGUGUCACGGAUAAAGCUCCCUGUCAUUACCUGAUCCAGAAUUUCCAGCCUGAAUGUGCUUCUGAUGAGUUGUUGCAGUGUUCCACAGAGGUUUCCACCUGCAAAUGUCGCUGCGUUCCUGAUAGUGAGGCUUUCACAACGCCUUUUUUAGUCAGCGCAGACCUUCAGUGAACUGCUACGUUCCACCCACCUGUUCUAAAUGCUGCCUAGUGCACAGUGUGACAUUGUCGGAAUAAAAGCGUUGUACGAAUGAAA
Messenger RNA from Dermacentor silvarum, 607 nucleotides. RefSeq lists its product as uncharacterized. The record is from RefSeq and is a predicted model, not a curated record. The transcript has 4 exons. The coding region runs from base 212 to 523 and encodes 103 amino acids. Lineage: Eukaryota; Metazoa; Arthropoda; Arachnida; Ixodida; Ixodidae.